Messenger RNA from Haliotis rubra (blacklip abalone), 1618 nucleotides. RefSeq names its product arylsulfatase B-like. The record is from RefSeq and is a predicted model, not a curated record. Lineage: Eukaryota; Metazoa; Mollusca; Gastropoda; Lepetellida; Haliotidae.
ACAUUUAUCAGUCGCGUCCGAGACGUUGAAAUGCCUAUGUACAGAGAGGAUAAAACCAACUGUCUUAAUUGUAAAUAACACCCAAACGUGAUGGAGGUUCGACAGCUCCUUGCGCUGUUCCUGUGUGUCCUACCAUUGUCAGCAGCGCAGCGUCCUAACAUUGUGUUUAUUGUGGCAGAUGACUUAGGCUGGAAUGAUGUUGGUUACCGAAAUCCUGACAUGAAGACGCCAAACAUCGACAAACUGGCCACAGAAGGAAUCAUCUUCGAGAAUGCAUAUGUCCAGCCUCUGUGCACCCCAUCCCGCACUGCCUUCAUGAGUGGAAUGUAUCCAUUCCACGCAGGCACGCAGCAUGCGACAAUUCGCCGUGGCCAAGCAGUGUGUGUGCCCCUCAACUAUACAUUCCUGCCCCAGGAACUAAAGAAACUCGGAUAUGCUACACACAUGAUCGGAAAAUGGCACCUGGGUUUCUGCAAGUGGGAGUGCACCCCGACCUACCGAGGCUUCGAUACUUUCUUUGGUUACUAUAAUGGACAUGAAGGCUAUUUCAAUCACUCUGUCGGCGGGUAUCUUGACUACAGGGACAAUGAGCUUCCGGCAAGAAACUAUUCUGGGGAAUAUUCUGCUUACACGUUUACCCAGAGAGCCGUUGACAUCAUUCAUCAACAUAACGUAUCAGAGCCACUGUUUAUGUACCUUCCAUAUCAGAAUGUGCAUGAGCCUAUUGAGGUGCCUAAGAAGUACGAGGAUAUGUAUCCGAACGUCAUUAACGAAGGCCGAAGAAAGUACAGUGGAAUGGUGUCUGCCCUGGAUGAAGCGGUUGGAAAUGUUACGCAAGCCUUGAAAGAUCGGGGCUUGUUUGAAAAUACCCUAAUUCUGUUUACAACUGACAAUGGAGGCCCUCUCAACGUGUAUGCCAACAACUGGCCCCUGAGAGGAGCGAAGCGCACGAUCUGGGAGGGUGGCACGAGGGGGGCAUCCUUCAUGUACGGUGUAGGCCUCCAGAGGAUACAAACUACAUAUGAUGGGGUGAUCCAUGCCGUCGACUGGAAACCCACCUUAGUGUCUGCUGCUGGGGGAAUUCCAGAGACAACCAUUGAUGGAAUGAGUCACUGGGAUUCUAUUGAUACGGCCUCCCCCUCAUCAAGGACAGAGUUCAUCUACAACAUUGACGACUUUGAAGUUCCAGACGAAGGUCAUGCUGGAAUAAGAGUAGGGGACUACAAGCUGAUCCUAGGGUAUCCAGGUGGUCCUGACGGUUGGCACAAACCCAUGAACAAAACAAAGGAUGAACAAUAUGAAACUAUGAUUUACAUCAAAGGUGAUGCGCCUGUCCAUCUCUUCAACAUAAGAGAGGAUCCAACUGAGCACAACGACCUUGCGCAACAGAUGCCGGACAUGGUGGCGAAGCUGCGUGCGCGGUUUGAGGACUACAAGAAGACGAUGGUGCCAGCCAAUUCCCCCAAACAGGAUCCUGCAGCGGACCCCAGAAAAUACGGGAACAUUUGGACCCCAGGGUGGUGCUAAUCAGAUGUACUUAUGUCAAUGUGUAGAUCAUCCUUAACUGAAACAAACUGUUUAUGUCUUUUGUGCUUAAUACAUGAACAUUUGUCGAUAA